Molecule: messenger RNA, 2226 nt
Organism: Acyrthosiphon pisum (pea aphid)
Lineage: Eukaryota; Metazoa; Arthropoda; Insecta; Hemiptera; Aphididae
Product: zinc finger protein 300
Exons: 9
Coding region: 349-1896 (515 amino acids)
Biological process (GO): regulation of transcription by RNA polymerase II
Cellular component (GO): nucleus
Molecular function (GO): zinc ion binding; RNA polymerase II cis-regulatory region sequence-specific DNA binding; DNA-binding transcription factor activity, RNA polymerase II-specific
Source: RefSeq, a predicted model, not a curated record
UAGUGUCGCUGUUAUCAGCCUACUGCGACUACUUCCUACUAGAACUAGGGUUACUGGUUAGCGGAAACGUGCAAAAUAUUAUGUACGGACGUGCAAUAAUGCAAGUGGUGCACUCGGUGGCCAUCGACGACAACAGCAACAACAACAAUAAGUACUAACAGACAAUUCAGACAAGUAGACAACAACAACUCUGCCGCGAUCGCGAACCGAUCCUGACGCCAAAAGCCAAAAACUGCGACGCAAAUGGCGGGGUUGUCAAUUCUCCGCCUCGGGACAAAUGGAUCGUGGAUGGGAUAAAUCAAAUCACGUGCGCGACCUGUUAAUUUUUUUUUUCGAAAACCCCGUACGAUGAGCAUUUACAAAAAGGUCGACUUUUACGAGCUGUGCCGGCUCUGCAUGUGCGUAGGCGGCAAGAAACACCACCUAUUCAAGAGUCAAGAGAGCAGCGAUCGGCAGCUACAGUUCAAACUGAAAAAGUGUAUACCCCUGCAGAUCAAAGAAAGUGAUACUUUACCGAAAGGAGUAUGCGAAAACUGUAUAGUAAAAAUGGAAGAAUUUUAUGAUUUUAUAGACCAAUGUGUAAAUACUGAAUCUAUGCUAAAAAGUUACUGUGCAACUUUAAGUGUUUCUGAUCAAGCAAAAUGCCAAGGAAAAGUUUAUGUACGAGAAUCUUUAGAAGAUAAUUCUGCAAGUACAAAGAAAAAUGAUAACUCUGAUCAUUCAUCAUCUGUGCUUACAAUGCAGAGUCUGUCCAAUCUUGUUCAAUCUGGUUCAAUACAAAUAGUAAAUGAUGUAAACAGUAGUUAUCAAGAUUUUUGUAAAUAUGAUAAUAAUAUGCAGCAAGUAAUAACUAGUACAACUAAUGGAGUUGAAUCCAUGAAAUACAACUAUACAGUAGCCAAUAAUUCAAAUCAGUCGGUUCAAACAGAUUCAUCUAAUGAAGAAAAUGAUGCUAGUGAAAAUGUUCAAACCAUUUACUCUAUGCCUGAUAUUCCUAGUUCAGAUAAAGAAGAUUCUGAAAUGAACGUACAUUCUUUAAGUUAUGUGACUCCAUUAACUGUUGAACCAGAGAUGCUUCAUUUUCAAUUUAAUAAAUCUGAUAAUGAUCAAGAUUCAGAUUUGGAUAACAGUAAAUCUAGUGAUAAAACUUUUAUGAAUGGCUUUUUACCAACGGAUGGAGCUCUUGCAUCAUGCACUGCAUGUGGGAAAGUAUUAGAAUCUGAGGAAGAAAUUGUUAUGCAUAGUCAGAUGUGCAAAGCUAUAAAUAAUAGAAGUGUUCCUAAUUUGCCAACAAGAAGUACAAGAGAUACAAUGCCUCCAAGAUUUCCUUGUGAUGUUUGCGAGAAAAAAUUUAAAAGAAAAGAGCAUUUAAUUCAGCAUAGGAAACUCCAUACUGGGGAACGACCAUACAGCUGCGAGACAUGCUCUAAAUCAUUUAGUCGUAAAGAACAUCUUAUGCGUCACAUGUUGAGUCACACAGGUCAACGAUUGUAUGGGUGUGAUUUGUGUCAAAAACAUUUUAGUCGUAAAGAUAAUCUUCAUAAGCAUCGAACCACACAUGGAGUUACUGGACCUCUUGUCUGUGAAGUUUGUGGUAAAUCAUUUAUUGUAAAACACUACUACGAUAUGCAUAUGGCAACACAUAAUGAGGUUGAUGAUAAUCAGUUACCAUAUGUGUGUGACAUAUGCAAGAAACGGUUUGCUACAAGUCAAAUUUUAGUUACUCAUCAAUUCAAGCAUCAGGCCAAAGAUUAUACUAAUGAUAUUAAAUUGAAGCCCGGAUCUGUUAUUGAAAAAUUGAAAAAUGAAGUUGAUCUACAAGGGAAGCAAAAUCAACUAUCUAAUGUGCCAAAUAUAAAUACAUAUCAAGUAUCUUAUGAAGAUAAUAAUUCGUAAAUAAUUACAAAAAGGUAUAAAGCCCAAAAUGUUCAGGUUUUCAGGGUGAUAAUUAUGGGUUCCUACAAACACUAGUUUUAAAUUUUAGUCAUAUGAUUUUACUUGUAUGUUACAUUUUAAAUUUUAUGACUAUUGAAAGAAUGACUCAAAUUUCAAGUUAUUUUUGUGUAGAAUAAUUUUUUUUUUAAUUUUUGGUGGUUUUGCCAAUUAUUAUUAUUUUUUUUUUAGAAAAUCAAAACAUUAGUAAAUUAUGUUUCCAAUUAACUUUAGUGCCUUUAAAUUUAAAUUAUAUUUUAUGGUAUAAUAUAAUCAACUUAAGCAGAGGACAGA